Scleropages formosus (Asian bonytongue) is the source of this 2083-nucleotide messenger RNA. Its product is annotated as serine/threonine-protein kinase Nek11-like. Gene Ontology annotation, molecular function: protein kinase activity; lipid binding; ATP binding. Gene Ontology annotation, biological process: lipoprotein metabolic process; protein phosphorylation; lipid transport. The record is from RefSeq and is a predicted model, not a curated record. The coding region runs from base 220 to 2013 and encodes 597 amino acids. NCBI's taxonomy places the organism in Eukaryota, Metazoa, Chordata, Actinopteri, Osteoglossiformes, Osteoglossidae. The transcript is spliced from 13 exons. Gene Ontology annotation, cellular component: extracellular region.
AGGAAGGCCACAUCACUUAUUUGAAAUCGAAGGAAGAGAAAGUGAAACUCAAAGACUUACGGGCUCUGUGGGUGACUCACAAGGCACCAUAUUAAACUCUGACAACAGUCCGACAUUUGUUCUCCACUUGGACUGCGAGAGCAGAUUGAGCCAGAGGCUGUGAACGGUGGACGGACGCAGUCCCCAGGGCAAGGAUAAAGUCGGACGAAAGCAUCGGAAAUGGGUGGUGAACAGAGCCAGAUGAUAAAGCGAGGGUACACUGUCCAGAAGGAAACCGCAGAAGGAGGAACUGAGAAAGUUGUUCUGGCGAAGUGUGCUCUUGAUGGAAAAGACUACAUAAUCAAGAUCAUUAACACGAAAAAUGUGGAAAGUGUGAAGAAGGAGAGGAUAAAUGAGGAGGUGACCAUUCUUGUUGACACGGACCACCCGUUCCUUACUCAGUACAAAGAAGCAUUUGAAGAUGAGCACAGGGACUUGCACAUAGUGAUGGAGUACUGUGAGGGCGAUCUCUCGAAAAAGAUCGCAGACCUAAAAAAGACACCAAAAGAGGCAGACAGAAGGCUGUCGGAGGAUGAGAUCUUAAACUGGUUCACAUUGAUCUGCCUGGCCUUGAAAGAUCUUCAUGAUAAGGAGAUCUUACACCGAGACAUAAAACCUCAGAACAUCUUUCUGACCAAGCAUGGAAUCAUAAAACUAGGAAAUAUUGGAGUUGCCAAAGUCCUAAACAGAAAAGAAGAAUACGGAAGAAUCCAGAUCGGAACACCUCUUUAUGUUUCUCCAGAGGUGUGGAAGGGAAAACCUUUUACUAAAAAAAGUGAUAUCUGGGCAUUGGGUUGUGUGCUGUACGAAAUGUGUUCGUUUGAAUUUGCGUUUGCUCCCAAGGAUCAUCUUCUUUUCAUGUUUGAGCUGUGGAACACAUCUUCUCCACAAUUCUCUGAGGACUUCUCACCUCAGCUGUGCAGUCUGGUAAAUGAGCUUCUGGGAAAGGAUCCAGGAGACAGACCUAGUGUUGAUGAAAUUCUAAAGAAGCCUUGCAUAAAAAGACGGAUUCCAAAGGACCUCUUACAAAAGGUUGUUGAAGAUGAAAAUUGGCAUGGAUCUAUAUCUGUUCCUCUAGUGGCACCAGGCAAUGAAGACGGGAUCCACCUAGAUGUGGUUAAUGACAGGAAUCUGAGUGAUGCUGUGAUUCUUCUUGGUGAAAACACUGAGAAAUUUAAAACUCUCUACAGUCAGAAUGCUGAUUUUCUACACAAUCUGGUGAAAGAGCUGGAAACAGUUGCUGAUGGUCUGGAACGGGUCCACUACAGAGCAACUGUGGGCAGCCUGACAGGGGGUGUGGUGGGGGCAGCAGGAGGAAUCACUUCAAUAGUUGGACUCGCCCUAGCGCCCGUGACCCUGGGUGCCUCUCUCAUUGUUACAGGGGUGGGGAUUGGUAUAGCUGUGGCUGGAGGGGCCACCAGUGCUGCCUCCAACAUCACCAAUAUGGCGAUCCAGUCAGCGGAUCGUAAGAACAUUGAGAGGAUCAUUAAUGAGUACAGGGAGAAAAUGGAACCCAUCCUCAUAUGUAUUGAGGAUAUCUGCAGAAGUCUGGACAUCCUGAAGCAGUAUGAGAGCUUCAUUGGAACACCCAACAUGUUUCAAGCUGGGUGUAGAAUAGGGAGGGGUUUGGGUGGCAUUGCAGAGCUCGUCCGGCUCAUCCAAGUAGCCAACAUCGGCAAGGUGGCGGCCCAAGCAUCCAGAGCUGUGCGUGUGGCAGAAGUCUUCACAGGGGUGCUCUCCGGCCUCUUCGUCGCUCUCGAUGCCUACUUCAUCUACAAGGACAGCAAGGAGAUCCAUGAAAUGAGACAAACAAGUGGCGAUUCCACGGCAGAUCCCACAAAAACCUCUAAAGCUGAACUACAAUCAACCACCAUGAAGAUCAUAGCAAAUAUCAGAGACAUGGCUUCAAGUUUCAAGGAGAAGCUCAGUGAGCUGGAAAGUAUAAAAGCAGAACUAGACAUUUUGGAGUUCUGAAUCUAUUUUAAUUCUUUGUUUGCUCACAGGGUGUGGUGGCGCAGUGGGUUGGACCACAGUCCUGCUCUCC